GAUCACGGCUGAGAUAUUUACCGCACGGCAUCAUCUAUGUUAUCUCUACCGCGUUGAAACGUUAUCGGAUAUUCGGAUACCGGAGCUCGCGCGCUCGUGAAUCGUGAUAGCACAAGGAAUACGAUAUACGAAAUACGAAUACGAUAUACUACUGCAGUAGACACUAGACGACAGACGUACUGUAUUGGCGUACUGCUGCUGUUUGUAGCAUUACACUACAAUUAUUGCUGCGCACGUUUGUCUAGUCAGACUAGUACUGUGACUCUUUUCGAAAAUUUGGUUUAAGAUUUAUCUUUGAUCGUGCAUAAAACGUUAAAUUUUUUUCACGUACAAUUUUCAUUCACAGUUUAUGUUACUCCUUCUACAGCUGUUUUUCCGAAUGUUUGACGAUAGAAGGAUACGUUACUAGACCGAUGGCUAAUCGACGAUGAUGACGCGCUCCGUUAACACGUCAUGCAGCUGUUGUGGCUGUCGUAGGUAGCCGUUAUCCGUUGGGCAAUAAUGGAUAUCCCGGAGAUUGUGAACGAUUCUCCGCCUUCCAAAACAACCGAAAAUAAUGAUCGCGUCGACAGCAUCCAGGUAAUGGAUGAUGACGAGGAGGAAGAAGAAAUUUGCACGUCCGACGUAAACCAACUGAAAGUACCCGGUGAAGAUCAACUGGAAAUAUCCAAUGAAAACCAACUAGAAGGACCCAGUGAAGACCAACAGAAAGUACUAGAUGAUGUCGUUCGACAGCAACGAGAUGAACUAGACUACUAUCAGCGGCAAUUGGCCAUCAAUGAGCACAAGUACCUGACUGAUGUCAGCGAUUUGCGAUCGCAGUUACAGUCAUCAAAGAAAAUGUAUGAUACUGCUAAGCAUGAGAAAGAAGCGGCGUUCAUGCGCUAUGUGCUUAAGGAAAAGGAAAUUCUGGACUUGAACACAGAAAAGAAAAAACUGAUUGAUAGUUUGAAAGACAAGGACAAGCAGAUUGCAUGGUUGAAAGCCAACUGUAAAGAUGUGGCCAGUUUUACGACCGUAAUAGAAACAAAAAACAAAGAAAUCAAGGAAUACAAGGUUAUAAUUGACUUGCUCAAAGAUGACAAGUCAAAAAUUUCAAAAGACUUGGACUUCUGGAAAACUAAAUAUGAACACGAGUCAAAAUGUUCUCAUGAAACAGAAAGUAAAUUACUGCACGAAAUACAAGAACUUCAAAAUAGAUUGGAAUCAUUGACCAAACAAAAUGAAUCAUUUAAUGAAGAGAGUAAUUUAGAAAAGAUAAUACUGAACAGUAAAAUGUAUUUGGAUUUGAAGAAAUGUUCAGAGCAACAACUUCAAGAGAUGAACAAAUUAAAAAGUGUUAUCGAAGAGUUGAAUAGUAACUUUACCAAAUGCACCUAUACUGUAAAUUCUUUGGAAAAUGAAAAUAUUGAUCUUAAAACUUAUAUGAAAAGUUGUGAAAUCAAAACCAAUGAAUUGCUUAUGUUCACUGAAAAUUUGAGUUCACGCAAUGCAUCACUGCAGUCAGAAUGUUUAAAUUUACAAACAGCUUUGGACAAAUUAAAAAGCGACUGUGAUAUAUUGAAACAAAAAAACAAUGACCUCAAGAUUGCUUUCAAAUCACAAGAGGAUAGUAUUGCGAAAGAAAAAGAGCUUUAUGAUUGCGACAAAAAAGAACUGGCCAGUCAUUUGGCGCAUAAAAUGCAAAUGAUUGCAGACUUGAAAACCACAUUAGAGCGCACUCAAGAUGAUUUACAUGUUUCUAAACGAAAGUUUAAAACUACUGUGUCUGAGCUGACCAAAGAGUUACAGAAAAAAAACAUUGUUGAUACCUCUGUUGAAAUGAAAAUGGUCUUAGACAAAAUGGUCAAACUGCAGCAAGAAAAUGCAAGGAUAUGCGAAAAACUGGAUUUUGUCGAAGACCACAACAAGCAUUUGCUAUGCGAACUGAAAAAAAAAAGUAGUAUUAUGCAAAAACACGGUAUAUCUGGUGGCAAGAAUGGCCUAGUGCCUGGUCUGAACGAACAGAAACCUGAACGUUACUGAUAAUAUGAGUACUAUCAACAAUCGACAACUAAAUAUCACUGUACAUCUACUAAUUUAUAAGUAUUCAUUAUUGUUUUUUUUAACUUUAAUAUAAUCUAAGUAUUUAAUCUAGUCCUAUUAUAUUAUUAUUGAUUAUCAUUAUUAUGAAUGUUGUUACUCUUUAUUACAUAAAUAAAAAAAAUAAUGUACAUUUA
This is a messenger RNA of Rhopalosiphum padi (bird cherry-oat aphid), 2219 nucleotides long. RefSeq names its product coiled-coil domain-containing protein 186-like. Gene Ontology annotation, biological process: vesicle cytoskeletal trafficking. The record is from RefSeq and is a predicted model, not a curated record. NCBI's taxonomy places the organism in Eukaryota, Metazoa, Arthropoda, Insecta, Hemiptera, Aphididae. Gene Ontology annotation, cellular component: trans-Golgi network. Bases 502 to 2025 code for a protein of 507 amino acids. The transcript has a single exon. Gene Ontology annotation, molecular function: small GTPase binding.